Acyrthosiphon pisum (pea aphid) is the source of this 5238-nucleotide messenger RNA. RefSeq lists its product as uncharacterized. Gene Ontology annotation, molecular function: nucleic acid binding. NCBI's taxonomy places the organism in Eukaryota, Metazoa, Arthropoda, Insecta, Hemiptera, Aphididae. Bases 1 to 5238 code for a protein of 1745 amino acids. The record is from RefSeq and is a predicted model, not a curated record. Gene Ontology annotation, biological process: DNA integration. The transcript has a single exon.
AUGACUAUUCCCCAAUCAAUUCAUUACAUUGACGCUAAAGGCAGAGUGAAUAGAGCGUUAACGAAAUUAAACACUUUCGUAAAGGCUUCCAGCGAGUAUAAUAAUGAUAGAUCAAGUGUCAGUAAACGUGCCAAGAUACGGCAAAUGCUGAGUGAGCUGAGUGAGAUUCGUCACCAGGUUGAGGAUGACAUCCAAGUAAUGGAAACAUCUGUUGGUCAAAAAACUGCCCCUAUUGAUGUUACUGACAAUCAAUGUAGUACUUUACUGAUUGAGUCUUUCGAUACACUCUAUUACGAACUUUCCGCGUUUGCGGAUGUCCAUUCAUUUUCAUUAUCAAAAUCGAACAAUUCAGCCUCCAAUGUCACAGCCUUAAACCAGUCAAGUGGUAUCAACAAUUUAUCAAUGUUUCAACUGCCCAAGCGCAAACUUCCAACUUUCUCUGGUAAUAUUGUUGACUGGCAAGGAUUUGAGGAUCUUUUUCUAUCUAUUUUAUCUCACGCUCCUGAAUUACCAGACGUAGAAAAAUUUGAACUCUUGAAAACGUCCCUCGAAGGUGAAGCUCUCUCUCUCAUUUCUCAUCUCGCGCUCACUUCAGCAAAUUACCAAAGUGCUUGGGAUCUUUUGCGAAUGAGAUAUGGAAAUAAACGGGAUCUGGCACGGAUACAUCUUGACGCGCUUUUGAAGCCUCCUGAUGUGAAGUGGAAUGAUUCUUCAUCAAUUAAAACUGCGAUUACUACAAUCCUUGAGCAUACUUCAGCUUUGGACAAUCUUGAAUUCGUAACUCGUCAAUGGAGUCCUAUACUAAUACACCUUUAUGAAAAUCAACUCGAUUAUGAACUUCGUUCUCGUUGGGAGCUUCUUGUCGGAGAUAAACAAAACCCCCAAAUGAGUGAGUUUAUUGAUUUCCUGCGUAGCCACGUACGCUCAGCAGAAGUACAUCAGUUGAAAGAUUCUGCCAUCCCGUGUACCUCAACGAAAAAUCAUAUUAAACCACCUCAACCAAAUAGUUAUAAAUCACGAUACGGACCCAAUCAAAAGGUGUUAUCUGCCACGUCAAGUCAAGCACCGACUGUGUGCUGUCCGUUGUGCAAAAAAUCACAUUCUAUAAGGAAGUGUCAAUUGUUCAGCGAUCAGACACCCAGUGAACGUUUUAAGAUGGCCAAAACGCAUCAAUUAUGCAUUAACUGCCUUGGACCUGGCCAUUCACCUUCGGCGUGCCGAUCAAAGUAUAAAUGUCAAACUUGUAAUAAGUCACACCAUACACUUCUACACUUUGAUGCCUCGACUAAUGCACAGGCCGGCCCCUCAGGACCAGCAGACCGGCCGGUAGUCAAUUGCAACACCGCUUCUCUGAGUACAAGAAGACAACGACCGUCCAGAGUGGUGUUACUUUCUACCAUCCUGUUAGAAGUUGUUGCUCGUGAUGGAUCUCGUCAAUCAUUUCGAGCACUGGUCGAUAGUGGCUCGCAGGCGAGUUUUAUUACGGAAAAAUCUGCUUGCUCAUUAAUGCUACGUCGAGACCGUUCAUCUGUAAAUAUUUCCUCUUUUAAUAGCACUACGUGUACUCCUGUUCGUAGCAAAUCCACAAUAGUUAUCACCCCUAGAGGUCGAUUAACUCCAUCGGUCCCCGUUGAUGUAUUAAUUGUUCCACAAAUUACUGAAUGUACACCUCAACAGCCGAUUGUUCCUGGGAAAUGGCCUCAUAUUGUUGAUCUGCAAUUGGCCGAUCCAUCAUAUCACACCCCAGGUGAAAUUGAUAUACUUCUGGGUGCUGAUAUUUUACCUUCCUUGUUGCUCAAGGGUAAAGUAGAGGGACAAAAAGGAGAACCGAUGGCACUCGAAACAGUUUUCGGUUGGAUUCUCAUUGGGCCUGUCAACCUUCAUGCUCAACGCAAUACAGUGUCCCUAUGUCUAUCCAUAUCAGAACCACUCGAUGAGACAUUGAAAGCAUUUUGGGAAAUUGAAGAGCUACCUUCAGUCCCUCAUCUAAGCCCCGAAGACAUUGAAGCAGAAACUUUUUAUAAGUCAUCAACGACUCGUCUUGCUUCUGGAAGAUUCAUGGUUGGACUUCCGUUUCGCAAACCUCUCCCAUUGCUCGGGGAUUCAAAGGCCAUUGCACUUCAGCGUUUGAAGGCCCUUGAACUACGCUUAGGAAAAAAUGAAGAUCUUUGUAAACAAUAUGUGGAUUUUAUGCAGGACUACUUAACAGCUGGCCAUAUGGAAUUAAUUCCACCUGAAACCAUUGAUACUGCUUAUAAAUAUUACAUUCCACAUCAUUGCGUUUUGAAACCUGAUAGUACAACAACGAAACUACGAGUUGUUUUUAAUGCGUCUGCUCAGACUACAAACGGUGUCUCCUUAAAUGAAAGCAUGUAUGUAGGUCCUAAGCUUCAGCCAGAUAUACAGAUUGUGCUGCUCCGGGCCCGCCUUUGGAAAUAUGUAUUUGUUGCGGACAUCAAACAAAUGUAUCGACAGAUUCUUGUCCACCCAGAUGAUAGAGAUUACCAACGUAUCUUAUGGCGUUUUUCAUGUAACUCUCCUAUCGAAGAAUAUCGUCUCUGUACCGUGACCUAUGGCACAUCGGCAGCUCCAUUUCAAGCACUUCGCACUAUUCGCGAGUUGGCCAUGGUUGAUGGUGCCACCUUUCCACGAGCCGCUACAAUUCUUUUAAAUGAUACCUUUGUUGAUGACGUUCUCACAGGAGCCAAUUCAAUAUCAGAAGCGCUCGAGUGUCAACAACAGCUAAUUCAAUUAUGUUCACGUGCACAAUUUGAUCUCCGGAAAUGGGCCAGUAAUAGCAGUGAAGUUUUGCUUGCUGUCAGUGAAGAUGCUCGUGCAAUGGCACCAUCAGUGCUUUUUGAUGCUAGUGAAAAUCCAGACUUAAAGAUUCUUGGUCUCAAGUGGGAUCCUCUGUCAGACACAUUUUCUUUUAAAGGACACCCAAUAAUCAAAAGUCCAACAAAAAGAUCAAUUCUUUCGGACAUAGCUCUAGUUUUUGAUCCGUUAGGACUCCUAUCACUCAUAACUUUAUGGACAAAACAUGUGAUGCAACGACUAUGGACUGAUGGCAUUGGUUGGGAUGAUCCUGUAUCUACAGAAAUCUCACAACAAUGGUCGAAAUAUCAAUCGGAACUUCAUCUAAUAACUAAUAUUCAAAUUCGUCGUCGAUUAACAUACGACAAUAUGUCUUCUGUGCAAUUGCAUGCAUUCUCUGAUAGUUCAGAAAAGGGCUAUGCUGCUGCCGUGUAUUUAAGAGUUGAAUCACCCACUUCGGUGCAUUGUCAUCUAGUUGCUGGAAAGUCUAAAGUCGCUCCUUUAAAACGAUGUACAAUCCCUCGGCUCAAAUUAUGUGGAGCUGUUUUAGCUGCGAGGUUACUUCAUUUUGUUGUCAGCGUUUAUGCGGAUCGACUCAAAAUUGAUGAACAACAUGCAUGGACCGACUCUACAACUGCACUGGUCUGGAUUCAGUCUUCCCCCCACAAGUGGGCCACGUUCAUAGCAAACCGCACGAGUCAAAUUCAGCAACUAACUUCUCCCUCUAUUUGGCGCUAUGUACCCACACAACAAAAUCCCGUUGAUUGUGCUUCGCGUGGAUUGUUUCCGUCUGAACUAGUCACUCACCCCCUAUGGUGGACUGGUCCUCCAUACCUAUUAGAAGUUUCUCAGACAUGGCCACCAACACCAGUGAAUCAACCUACUGAUCUCACAGCUCAACAGUAUGAAUCAAGAAAAGCCACUGUGCUUCACGUGCUCAUCAACUCGUCGAUAAAUGAUUUAUUAGAACGUUACUCGUCUCUCGACAAACUCCUCCGUAUAAUUGCAUAUGUACUUCGAUUUGGAACACCACGUGCUGCACCUCUGCUUUCUACUGCUAUAGGUGCCGAUGAACUAUCACAUGCAUUGACUGCUCUGAUAUAUUUCACGCAACGCACCACCUAUUCUGACGAUAUUGACAAACUGUCCAAGCAGGUUCGCCCAUCCAAGGACCUUCGUAGUUUGGAUUUGUUCCUUGACCCAUCUGGUAUCGUCAGAGUGGGCGGUCGACUUACAAAUGCCAAUAUUCCAUAUGCGCACAAGCAUCCAGCUCUCUUACCUUCAUCUCAUGUGUUGACCAAGCUGAUAAUUGAUCAUCAUCACAUUCGGUUGAAACAUCCUGGUGCUCAUACCCUACAAUCGCAUUUACAACAAGAGUAUUGGAUUCAGUCAGCUGGUCGAACUAUACGCUCUCGUCUCCGGUUAUGUAUCUCUUGCUUCAAAACAAGACCAAGAGGCAUUGAACCAAAAAUGGCUGCGUUACCCAAAUAUCGUGUUCAGCAAAUAAAACCAUUUUCGAUCACGGGAGUAGAUUAUGCUGGUCCUGUUCUGAUGAAACGUUCGCACGGACGCUCCUCUGCUUCAAUGUCAGCGUAUAUCUGUUUGUUUGUGUGCACAGCUACCAAGGCACUACACCUGGAGCUGAGUUCUGACCUGAGCACCGAGACCUUUCUAUUAGCAUUUACUCGCUUUGUCGCUCGACGUGGUCCUGUCCACGAAAUGCAUAGUGACUGUGGCACAAACUUCGUGGGUGCAUCACGAAUACUGACUCCGUUGAAAACUUUCAUUCACUCAAGUUCCUUUCAGGAUCGAGUACAUCAACAGUUAGCGAAAACUGGUGUAAAAUGGUUCUUCAACCCUCCCUCGUCACCACAUUUCGGUGGGUUGUGGGAGGCUGGUGUCAAAUCUGCCAAAGCACUGAUUCUCAGAUCAGUUGGCACACAUCGAUUAACCAGUGAAGAACUAAUGACACUACUCGCCCAAGUUGAAGCCACGCUGAAUUCCAGGCCAUUAGGCGCCUUGAGUAAUGACCCGUCUGAUCUCUCUGCCUUAACGCCCAGCCAUUUUUUAACACUCGAGCCGUCAGCAAAUCUGCCUGAACCCAACAUAGACUCACUACCACUGUCUAAGAUGCAACGGUGGCGUCUCAUCACAGACCUGCAUCGCCACUUCUGGGCGAGAUGGAAAAAUGAGUACCUGUCCAGUCUACAACACCGGAGAAAAUGGUCUGAUAAUCAAGGGAAAUUGGCUCUUGAUGAUCUUGUUCUGAUCAAAGAGCCCACGGCUCCUCUUCAUUGGCACAUCGGACGAAUCGUAAAGCUGCAUCCUGGAUCGGACGGAGUUUCCCGCGUUGCAACCGUUCGAACUGCUACGGGCCUCCUGACCAGACCUGCUGUCAAGCUUUGUCCUCUACCCUCUCAUUGA